This is a messenger RNA of Triticum turgidum subsp. durum (durum wheat), 1341 nucleotides long. Lineage: Eukaryota; Viridiplantae; Streptophyta; Magnoliopsida; Poales; Poaceae. The record is from the annotation of a GenBank genome assembly.
AUGGUGAAGGAGAGAUUGACCCUGACGCUGGAGAGGUACCACCGCCUCUUCGUCGACCCCUACGCCACCCGCCUCACCACCGUCCACCUCAACAACAUCAUCUACAUGCAUGGUUUCGCCAGGCUCCACGGCAAGAAGUCCCAGAUCAUGGGCCACAUGGUGGGGCAGGUCGACCUGCAGCCGCCGCGCCGCUCUACGCUGCACGGUGGCGCCGCGCUCGUGCCGCCCUCCGCCGCGCGCAUCGCCGCCGCACAGGCCGCGGCCGACGUCGACGCCAUCGGCUGGGCGGAGUGCCCCAUCGGCUGCGUCACCGCCUUCUCCGCCUUCGCUGACCCGCCGGACCCGGUGGAGCCCAUGCCCCCGCCCGCCCACCACAUGCUCGCGCUGGCGGUGCCCCUGCGCCGCCCGUGCUCCAAAAGGACGCGCACCUCCCCCUACCAGCGCCCUGCCGCGUCCAACACGGCCAAGGUGAAGGAGGAGGUGGUCAUGGAAGAGGAGGGUGAGGAUAUGUCGUUGGUGACGCCGUCGCCGCCGCGAUGGAUGCGCUCCCCUACCCCGCCACCUCCGCCCCCGUCGCCCACGCCACGGUCGCAGACCGUGGUGCCUCCGCCACUAUGGAUGCGCUCCCCUACUCCGCCACCUCCGCCCCCCUCGCCCACGCCGCGGCCGCAGACCGUGGUGCCUCCGCCUUCGCCGCCGUGCAGGGGCCAGCCUGAGUUGGAGCCGACCCUCUCCCGACCACCUGGCUUCGGCUCGCCGCCGGAACCAUGCAGGAGCGGGCCUACGCUGGAGCCGAUCCUCCCCACACCACCACCACCAGGCUUCGGCCCGCCGCCGCAACCAUGCAGGAGCGGGCCUACGCCGGAGCCGAUCCUCCCCACACCACCACCACCAGGCUUCGGCCCGCCGCCGCAACCAUGCUGGAGGCGGCCUACGUUGGCGCCGCCUCCUACCCUGCCACCAGGCUUCGGUUCGCGCCAGGUGGCGCCGCCUCCUCCGCAGCUGUCCUGGGGCUUGCCGAUGCCACCGCCGUCGGGCCCAGGAGCGCCUACGUUCACGCAGCAUCUUCAGCCUGCAGGUCCGGCACCACUCUGGCGCUCGCCGAUGUCGCCGUCUUAUCUGGCACCGUGCUGGGGCGCGCCGGCGCAAGCGCCCUGGCGCUGGCCACACCCCCCGCCGCGCUGGGCACCACCUCAUAUGCUGCGCCCGCCGCCGCCACCCUGGGACUGCAUGAGGCCGUUUGCAACUCCCAUGCCGCCGCAACAUCCGCCGCAUUUUGAGAUGCAGCAUACGCCACCGGCACCGGGGGCGUGCUCGGGCAGGCAGGUGAUUUACUUCUAG